Messenger RNA from Nyctereutes procyonoides (raccoon dog), 489 nucleotides. RefSeq names its product latent-transforming growth factor beta-binding protein 4-like. The transcript is spliced from 5 exons. The record is from RefSeq and is a predicted model, not a curated record. Bases 1 to 489 code for a protein of 162 amino acids. Lineage: Eukaryota; Metazoa; Chordata; Mammalia; Carnivora; Canidae.
AUGCGGCGGCCUGGCCCCAGCGGCCGCCGCCCCCUUCUGCUGGUGCUGCUGCUGCCGCUCUUCGCAGCCGCCGCCUCCGCUGCCAGCCCCAGCCCCAGCCCCGGCCCCAGCGAGGCCGUCGAGGUCGCGGGGAUCCCGGGCCGCCGGGCCGGUCUUGCUGUUUGUCGGUGCUGCCCAGGCCGAUCGCCCAGGAGAAGUCGCUGCUUCAGAGCCUCCUGCAGGGUGGAGAGCUGCCCGCCGGAAAAGUGUGCCGGCCCACAGCAGUGCCUGACCCCAGUGCCCCUGGUGGUGCCGAGCCCCAGCCCCAGUGUGAGGAAGAGACAGGUGUCCCUCAACUGGCAGCCACUGACGCUGCAGGAGGCCCGAGCUCUGCUGAGACGCAGGCGGCCCCGCGGGCCGGGGGGCCGGGCACUGCUGAGGAGGAGGCCCCCACAGCGCGCCCCUGCCGGCCAGACCCGGGGGACCCUGGCGUCCGGCCGCGAGAGGUGA